This is a messenger RNA of Drosophila mauritiana, 2237 nucleotides long. It is a transcript of the gene Art2, whose product is annotated as protein arginine N-methyltransferase 8. The coding region runs from base 890 to 1957 and encodes 355 amino acids. The record is from RefSeq and is a predicted model, not a curated record. Gene Ontology annotation, molecular function: protein-arginine N-methyltransferase activity. The transcript is spliced from 3 exons. Gene Ontology annotation, biological process: peptidyl-arginine methylation. Gene Ontology annotation, cellular component: nucleus. Lineage: Eukaryota; Metazoa; Arthropoda; Insecta; Diptera; Drosophilidae.
CCAGUCCAUCCUGCCCCAUCAUUGUCUUUUGACGCUGCGAGCGUUUAUCGUUCGUCUGGGGGAGUGGGUGUGUAUCCUCGUCUUCCUGUUCGAGCUCCGGAUGCUUCCUGCUUACUUCUCUUAUGUGUAUUUUUUACCGACGCUGAUUUUUAUUCCUCUGCAGGAUGUGAUAUUUCAUUCAGGGCCGCUAACAGAGCAGCUAAAUGCUCCCCUCCUGUCCCCUGGAUAUGGGCCAGAUAAUAAUUUCUCAUCUUUAUGAUGUUUUCACGCUCUGCUGUGCCCUGCUUAAGUCAAGAAACCAGCGAUUGUUGCUGCUGAAGGCAAAAGGAGAAAAGAUACAAGAAUACAGGGAACGGGGAACGGGAGGAGCAUCUUUUACUUUUCACUUUCUCGGUCCCAUUCCCGUUUCCAGCUGCACAAUCGAAUUGGGAAUGCCCGGAAGCAGUGUGACCAUAAUUGCGAGCCCGACUAGACGAAGACAUUGUUUUCCGUGGAGUCGGAGGGAUGCGAUGACGAAGAUGCCGUCUUUGGUGGAGUGAAUGAUAUCCCUCGUCCGGUGGCUUCCUCCACCAAACUUGUUUGCUGCCCCAGCUCGUCAUGGUCCUUUUGUUCCGGAGAAGUAGUGGGUCAGCGGAGCUGGCUGGAUGUAAUAAUGAAAUUUAUGUCUGCAUAACGCUGAUUUAUGUACGCUAAUGAGCUUUUUAAUUAGUUAAUGCACGUGCGGGGUACGGCGGGUGGUAAUUAAAAAAAUUAAUUAUGAAAAACUAGCCCUGCCAAAUUAGCCAUUUUGCGCAUGCAGCCCUGGAUAAAAGUAAAUUCUUGACAUUUAGAUACCUUUGCUUUUUCAGUAUAGAAAGAAUUUAUCAAAGCUAGCUUUAUACGACUGAAAAUGUUAGAGGACCUUGCAAAAGACGAAGAGAAGAUGGAUGAAGACCACAGCAAUGCCAAUCAGAUCACCAAGGAUCGCCGAAGACAGGAGGCGCAUUAUUUCAAACUUUAUGGCCGCAUUGAGAUACACGAAUGGCUGUUGAAAGAUUCAGUCCGAAUUAAGGCCUACCGCGAGGCCAUUCAGCACAACGAGUUCUUCAGGCACAAGACCGUUCUGGAUGUGGGCUGCGGCAUGGGCGUCCUUUCGAUAUUCGCAGCCAAGGCGGGUUCCAAAAGAGUCCUGGCAGUAGAUGCGGCCACCAUUUCGAAAUAUGCCCAACAGGUAGCCCAGGAUAAUGAAUUCGGCAGAGUUAUAACGGUGAUCCAGGGAAAAGUGGAGGACAUUGAACUACCUAAUGGGAUUAAAAAGGUGGAUAUUAUAGUGUGCGACUGGAUGGGCUCCUCCCUGUUUUCUGGAAAUAUGCUCGAGUCGUUGUUAUUUGCGCGGGACAAGUGGCUGUCCGCCGCAGGCCACAUCUAUCCGGACACGGCGCAGCUUUAUCUGGCGGCCAUCAAGGGACGGGACCAGGAUCUUGGCUUCUGGCACGAUGUGCACGGCUUCGACCUGUCCGCCAUCCGGCUCAGAUGCGAGUCCAAGGCGGUGGUGGAGCACGUGACCGGUGACCAGCUGAUGAGCAGGGUGUGCCUGGUCAAAUCGCUGGAUCUGUACACCGAGCCACGCCAAUCCGCCAAGUUUCGUUCGCUAUUCGAGCUGAAGGUCACCCGAAAUGGAUGGGUACACGCCCUGGUGGCCUACUUCGAUGUCGGAUUCAGCAAGAGCACGCAAAGGAUCAGCAUCAGCACGUCGCCCUCUGCUCCGUGGACCCACUGGAACCAAACGGUCUUCUACCUGGAGACACCACUGCCUGUUAUGGCAGGUGAGUGCAUCAAGGGCGUGUUCGCCAUGAAACCCAGCGAGAACAGCAUCUUUGACACGGAAUUCGACAUCUUUUUGAACUUCGAUGGCCGGGAGAAGUCGGUCACCAUCCAUCAGUCCUUUGUGCUCACCGAUCCCCUCACACUUUGUUGAGCCUGCACCAAAAGUGGCACACGAAAUAUCAUAGGAUCACGAUAAAAUGAACGACCAGUAAAAUAAAGUAAAAGCCAGCCACAUUGUGUGCAAUAUUUAUAUAAUUUUAUUGUGUGUAGGCACACAUAAAAACAUCUCUAUGCAAGAAUUCAGUGGCAUACAUAUGCGAGGGAUUCAGGAAAGAGCUACGGACUCAAUAACUUUCCAACACCCUGAAUCUUGGAAGAAGGUGACUAAAAGUAAGCAACAAUAUACUUGUGUGCACAAGUACACUAAAAAA